Beta vulgaris subsp. vulgaris (sugar beet) is the source of this 1627-nucleotide messenger RNA. RefSeq names its product GABA transporter 1. Gene Ontology annotation, cellular component: plasma membrane. NCBI's taxonomy places the organism in Eukaryota, Viridiplantae, Streptophyta, Magnoliopsida, Caryophyllales, Amaranthaceae. The coding region runs from base 187 to 1578 and encodes 463 amino acids. The transcript has 7 exons. The record is from RefSeq and is a predicted model, not a curated record.
CUUUUUACUCCCGCAAAUUUGGUGGCAUUUUCCAUAGAGUACGUAUAAUAUAAACUCACGUAUCUAUUUGUUUUUUUUCCCUUGUGAGGAGUCCAAAUUAGCAGGCCGAACGACUAAGCAUAUAAUUCUUCAUAUCUUAUAUUAUAGCAAAAUAUAAAGAUUGGAGAGGGAUAGAGAGAAAUAAAAAUGGGAACAUAUUACCAAACGCCAGCCGUAGUAGUUCCUGAAGAUCAAGACGACAACGUACUCCAGCGACAGUCUUCCCAUGAUGGAAAAGAGCUUGAUGCUGGUGCUCUUUUUGUUCUUCAAUCUAAAGGAUCAUGGGUGCACUGUGGGUACCACUUAACAACAUCAAUAGUUGCACCAGCGCUACUGAGUUUACCAUACGCGUUUAAAUUUCUUGGAUGGGCUGGAGGUAUUAUGUGCCUAAUUACAGGAGCAUUGGUCACAUUUUACUCUUACAAUUUAUUAUCAUUGGUCCUCGAACACCAUGCCCAAUUAGGUCGUCGCCAUCUUCGUUUUCGAGAUGUGUCUCAAGAUGUAUUAGGACCAAGAUGGGGAAAAUAUGUAAUAGGGCCAGUUCAAUUUGCGGUCUGCUAUGGCGCAGUUGUUGGCGCUUGUCUUUUGGGUGGCCAGUGUAUCAAGGCUAUUUACCUCCUGUUUGAUCCAAAUGGACCGAUAAAGCUGUAUGAAUUCAUCAUCAUGUUCGGAGGGUUAAUGCUAAUCCUAGCUCAGAUGCCAUCAUUUCACUCUCUUCGCCAUAUUAAUAUGAUUUCUCUACUCCUGUGCCUGGGCUAUAGUGCCGCUGCUACGGCUGGCUCCAUUUAUAUAGGGCAUACAUCGAAAGGCCCAGAGAAAGAUUACUCAAUUAACGGCGACUCACAAGAUCUUGUUUUCGGUAUUUUUAAUGGAGUAGCCAUCAUUGCAACAACUUUCGGAAACGGAAUCAUUCCUGAAAUUCAGGCAACAAUAGCACCACCAGUGAAGGGAAAGAUGUUCAAGGGACUAUGUGUGUGUUACGCAGUAGUUUCAGUGACAUUCUUGAGUGUGGCAAUCUCAGGUUAUUGGGCAUUUGGAAACCUAGCUGAAGGACAGAUAUUAAGCAACUUUGUUGUAAAUGGAUCACCUUUGCUCCCUAAGUGGUUUAUUUUUAUGACCAAUGCCUUUGUCAUCCUUCAAAUCGCAGCAGUUGGCGUGAUAUACUUGCAACCCACAAAUGAAGUGCUAGAAGGAGUAUUUGCAGAUCCAAAGAGUGCACAAUUCUCCCUUCGAAAUGUGAUACCAAGAGUUAUAUCACGGUCACUCUCAGUUGCCAUUGCAACAACGAUAGCAGCAAUGAUUCCAUUUUUUGGAGAUAUAAAUGGACUUAUUGGAGCUUUUGGUUUCCUUCCCUUAGAUUUUGUUCUACCUGUCGUGUUAUUCAACCUUACUUUCAAGCCCUCAAAACGUACUUUCACUUUUUGGUUGAAUCUCAGCAUUGCUGUUGUUUUCUCUAUAUUUAGCAUUAUUGGGUCUGUGGCUGCUGUGAGGCAAAUCAUCCUUGAUGCCAAAUCAUAUAGAUUGUUUGCUAAUGUAUGAAAAUUUUGUAUCCAUUAAAGUCAUGAUGAAUUUUUUCCAAUUAUUAUUA